Xiphophorus couchianus (Monterrey platyfish) is the source of this 6147-nucleotide messenger RNA. It is a transcript of the gene dgkd, whose product is annotated as diacylglycerol kinase delta. Bases 34 to 3798 code for a protein of 1254 amino acids. The transcript is spliced from 32 exons. Gene Ontology annotation, cellular component: plasma membrane. The record is from RefSeq and is a predicted model, not a curated record. Lineage: Eukaryota; Metazoa; Chordata; Actinopteri; Cyprinodontiformes; Poeciliidae. Gene Ontology annotation, molecular function: protein heterodimerization activity; ATP-dependent diacylglycerol kinase activity; protein homodimerization activity. Gene Ontology annotation, biological process: phospholipase C-activating G protein-coupled receptor signaling pathway.
UCUGCUACUCAUCGGGGGCCUGAUAAUGACAGGAUGGCGGAGGCAGGGGGACCGGAGUCCACUGCGGCCCGGUGCCCGGACGAGUCCUCGGACAGUGAGCCCGAGCAGGAGCCCGGAUCUCCGCAGAAACUUAUCCGGAAAGUGUCGACGUCCGGUCAGAUCCGCAGCAAGACCGUCCUGAAGGAAGGAACGCUCUUGAAACAGACAAACUCCUUCCAGCGCUGGAAGAGACGAUACUUCAAGCUACGAGGAAGGACUCUGUACUACGCUCAGACCAGCAAGUCGAUCAUCUUUGACGAGGUGGACCUGACCGACGCCAGCGUGGCCGAGUCUAGCACCAAGAACGUCAACAACAGCUUCACAACAGGAAGUGGGCAUGAGCUGUUUUUAGGGAGGUGGGAGGGGCAAGUGAAGGGAAAAACAGCAGGAGGAUCAAAGAGCAGCGAGUCUCAGACGGGAUCCGGGUCCGGACGCUCAGGAGAACCUCGGGUGAUCACCCCCUGCAGGCACCUCAUUCUGUGUGCUGACAACAGGAAGGAGAUGGAGGAGUGGAUGGCGGCGCUGCGCAGCGUCCAGAACAGGCAGAACUAUGAGUCCACCCAGUACAGCAUGGACCACUUCAGUGGGAUGCACAACUGGUACGCCUGUUCCCACGCCAGACCGACGUACUGCAACGUAUGCAAGGAGGCGCUGUCAGGGGUCACGUCCCACGGCCUGUCCUGUGAAGUGUGUAAGUUUAAGGCUCAUAAGCGUUGCGCGGUCCGAGCCACAAACAACUGUAAGUGGACAACUCUGGCUUCGAUCGGGAAGGACAUCAUUGAGGACGAGGACGGGGUGUCGAUGCCUCAUCAGUGGUUGGAGGGGAACCUUCCUGUCUCCGCUAAGUGUAGCGUCUGCGAUAAGACAUGCGGCAGCGUCCUCCGGCUGCAGGACUGGAGGUGUCUCUGGUGUAAAGCCAUGGUGCACUCAGGCUGUAAGGAGCAGCUGUCGUCCAAGUGUCCUCUGGGUCAGUGCAAAGUGUCCGUCAUUCCUCCAACGGCGCUCAACAGCAUCGAUUCUGAUGGUUUCUGGAAGGCGUCCUGUCCUCCGUCCUGCACCAGUCCUCUGCUGGUUUUUGUCAACUCAAAAAGUGGAGACAAUCAGGGCGUGAAGUUCCUGCGACGGUUCAAACAGCUGCUGAACCCGGCGCAGGUGUUUGACCUGAUGAACGGAGGACCUCACCUGGGUCUGCGGCUGUUCCAGAAGUUCGACACCUUCAGGAUCCUGGUUUGUGGAGGAGACGGCAGCGUUGGCUGGGUUCUGUCUGAGAUCGAUGCUCUGACGCUGCACAAACAGUGUCAGAUGGGUGUUCUUCCUCUCGGAACCGGGAAUGACCUGGCUCGGGUUCUGGGCUGGGGCUCAGCCUGUGAUGACGACACGCAGCUACCUCAGAUACUGGAGAAACUGGAGAGAGCCAGCACCAAGAUGCUGGACAGGUGGAGCAUCAUGGUCUAUGAGACAAAGUUUCCACGGCAACACUCUGCCUCCACCGUCACGGAGGACUGCAGUGAUGACUCGGAGGUGCAGCAGAUUCUGACCUACGAGGAUUCUGUGGCUGCUCACCUGACGAAGAUCCUGACUUCAGACCAGCACUCAGUCGUCAUCUCCUCAGCCAAAGUUCUCUGUGAGACCGUCAAGGACUUUGUGGCUCGUGUUGGUAAAGCUUAUGAGAAGAAUACAGAGAAUUUGGAGGAGUCUGAGGCUAUGGCCAAAAAGUGCGGCGUUCUGAAGGAGAAACUCGACUCGCUGCUGAAGACUCUGAACGAGGAGUCGCAGGCCUUGACGGUGUUCCCCCCGGCUCCUCCGCCGACCAUCGCUGAGGAACAGGAGGAGCUGGAGGUGGUCAGUCUGGCUCCUCUCCUUCAUCCUGCUCCUCCUCCUCCUCACCCUCCCUGUUCGCCACGGGCCACACCGCCACCUUCAGCAGCGGCCGCCAUUUUUAAACCUCGGGAGCAGCUGAUGUUGAGAGCCAACAGUCUGAAGAAGGCGAUCCGACAAAUUAUUGAGCACACAGAGAAAGCUGUGGACGAGCAGAACGCUCAGACCCAGCAGCACGUCUUCUCUGUGGGUCGUUCUGAGCAGCAGGUGGGUCUGGUUGAAGAGGAGGAGGAGGAAGACGGGGAGGAGGACAAGUUGUCUCUGCAGUCGUCUUUCAGCUCCAAACAGCGCAGCAGCCGCAGACUCAGCAAGACGCCGUGUGAGAAACUGAUCCAUAAAGGCGGCCUGUUACCUGGGAGCUCCGCUUCACUUCCUGUCCAUACAGGAAAUAGAGACAACAUGCCUAUGCUGAACACAAAGAUCUUGUAUCCAGGCACUUUGACCAGCAGCUCGGUCAUCAGUCGGCUGCUGGUCAACGCCGACCCGUUCAGCUGCGACGCCGACAACAUGGACUGCUACACGGAGAAGUGCGUCAUGAACAACUACUUUGGUAUCGGACUCGACGCUAAGAUCACGCUAGACUUCAACAACAAGAGAGACGAGCAUCCAGAGAAGUGCAGGAGUCGCACAAAGAACUUGAUGUGGUACGGAGUGUUGGGAACCAAAGAGCUGCUGCACAGAACCUACAAGAACCUGGAGCAGCGAGUCCUGCUGGAGUGUGACGGCCGGCCGAUCCCCCUGCCCAGCCUGCAGGGCAUCGCUGUGCUCAACAUCCCCAGCUACGCCGGGGGAACCAACUUCUGGGGCGGGACCAAGGAGGACGAUACCUUCGCGGCGCCGUCCUUCGACGAUAAGAUCCUGGAGGUGGUCGCCGUGUUCGGCAGCAUGCAGAUGGCCGUGUCAAGGGUCAUCAACCUGCAGCACCACCGCAUCGCCCAGUGUCGGACAGUGAAGAUCACCAUCCUGGGGGACGAGGGCGUCCCGGUCCAGGUGGACGGGGAGGCCUGGAUCCAGCCUCCUGGCUACAUUAAGAUCAUCCAUAAGAACCGGACCCAGACCCUGACCAGAGACCGGGCGUUUGAGAGCACCCUGAAGUCCUGGGAGGACAAGCAGAAGUGUGAGUUUCCCCAGCCGUCCCUGCCGCCGCAGCCGGAGACGGUCUCUGAGGACGAGGCGCUGCUGGUCAGCGAGUUCGGUCAGGCUGCUGGAGCCCUCAUCCACAGUAUCCGGGAGGUGGCCCAGUUCCACCACAGCAUGGAGCAGGAGCUGGCCCAUGCCGUCAACGCCAGCUCCAAAGCCAUGGACGUGGUCUACGCCAAGAGCCCCGAGGCUCUCAGCUGCAGCUCUGUGGUCCACAUGGUGAGCGACGUCAAAGCUCUGCUCAGCGAGACGGAACUGCUCCUGGCCGGGAAGAUGUCCAUGCAGUUGGACCCGCCUCAGCAGGACCAGCUGAACGCCGCUUUGGGUUCUGUGGCCCAGGAGCUCCGCCGGCUGUCGGAUGUCCCCUGGUUGUGUCCCGUCAUCGACCCGUCGGACCAGGAGGGUCCUCUGGCGGACUUUUCCAAACGGAGUCAAAGUGGGAAAUUUCGUCUUGUCUCAAAGUUCAAGAAGGACAAAAACAACAAGAACAAAGAGAUGUGCGCCACCCUGUCCCUGCCAGUUCACCAGUGGGGAACCGAGGAGGUCGGGGCCUGGCUGGACUUCCUCUGUCUGUCUGAGUAUAAGGACAUAUUUAGUGGACACGAUGUCCGAGGAGCCGAGCUGAUCCACCUGGAGAGGAGAGACCUGAAGGACCUUGGGGUGACCAAAGUUGGACACAUGAAGCGGAUCCUGCAGGGCGUCAAGGAGCUGACGAGGAGCAGCAGCGCCAGCGAGGCCUAACCGCCUGCAGGAACCGCUGUCCGCUGCCCUCCUCCCUCUGCUACCUUUCUCCACCCGUCCAGCCAGAAACCACCGGACCCGACCGGGACCAGAACCAGCCCUCAGAAACACUGGGCAGAACCUUUUACAGGAACCUCCCGGUUCCGACCCGGAGAAAGAACCAAUCAGCUGAUCCAUGAGUGCCUUCCUUCUCCAACCAGAACCAAGGGGUCCAAUCAAAGAAUCCGAACCAGAACCAACCGGUCCAAUCAAAGAUCCAGAACCAUCAGAUGGGUCCGGAUCAGAACGAGGACCAUCUCAGACUCUCUGAACGUUUCAACGGGCCUCUCCUUGGAGGCGACACCAGGUUCUGAUAAGUCGGAACCAACUGGACCUCAGGUCCGGUUGCGGCGAUGCAUUUGGAUCAUGACACCUUCAGGUACUGAUCAGAACCUGAUCUCCUUUACUCCAAAUAGAACCACAGAUUGGUUCUGAGUUCUGUUGAUAGUGAGAUUUCUCUCAGACUGGAUCAGAACUCUGACCGGGUUCUGGUAGAACCAGAACAGCAAGGUCCGGCAGCAGCUCUGUGAGCUGGAUUCUGGGUCAGAGUGAUCCAGAACCGAACCACUGACCUAUUAGGUGAAUAUGGUGAGCCAUAUGGUUUGGGUUUUUUUAACAACUGAACCUCCUCGGGUUUGACGUUUUGGACCAGAACCUAGCAGAACCCUUUAAAGAAAAUCAAACCUUUAAUGUCCCAAACACCCGAACCAGAACCAGAACCAAAAAACAAUGGCUAUGGUUAUGGAUGGACUAAACCAGUUUACAGGAUUCACACCACAUGUGGUUCUGAUGAAACCCGGUCAAAACCCGAUCCAACAUUUCAGCCUCAUCAACGGUUUUGGGUCCAAAAUGUUUUAUUUUGAAACUACAACGAUCCAUCAGAUUGAAACAGAACCCUAAUGGGUUCUGAAUAGUUCAGAACCGCCCUGCUGAAUCUGAUUGGUCAGAUUCCAGGAAGCCCCGCCCCCUGGAUUCCUGCAGUGCACCAGCAGGGGGCGACCAAUCACAGACUGAACCUUUCUGAGCAAUCUGGUGGAGAUUCAAAGAGUUUACCUGAACAUUUAUCGACGGGUGCCUUAAAGACGCGGCGGCCGGUCAGAGGUCAACUGGUCAGAGGUCAACCGGUCAGAGGUCAACCGGCUGAUCUCAGAUCACGCCGCGGUUUGUUUGUUUUUUUCUUUCUCCAGCUUCAUUUUUCUACUGAUCUUUAUCGUUCUACAGUUGAUAUGUUCAGAUUCUAGAUUAGGAUUUUUCCAAAUCUUGUUCCAGAUGUUUGUAUUUGGUUCCAGUUUUAAUCUGGGCCCAGACGUUUCCAGAACCUGCUCCAGAUUCCCCACAGUCUGGACUCAAUCCAGAUUCCCAUGUUUUCAUUGUCCAGAUGUUUCAGUCUGGUUCCAGAUGUUUCCACAUCUUCAUCUGAGCUGUUCUGGACCCGGACAUAUCGGAUCUGUGAGGUUCUGGAACAGAUUGUUCUGUUUCUGCUUCCUAAUAUUCCAGAGUUUGGAUCAGAUUACAGAUGGUUAACAUCUGGAUCCAGAUUCAUAAACAUCCAGAUUCAUUUGUUUUACAGUCUGGGUCCAGAUGUUUCUGAGUUUUGAUCUUUGAGUUCUGUUUUAAAUACUUCAAAUUCUGGAUUCGGACGUGUCUAGAUCUGGAUCCAGAUCCAUACAGGUUUACAUCCAUGCGUUUUUGGUCCUGGAUUCUAAUACUUUAGAUCUCUCUCCACCUCUGGAUCCAGAUGUUUCUGAGCUUCAGAUGUAUUUUCAUAACAAACUGUUGAUCCAGAUAUUUUCAUGUCUGCAUUUAGAUUUUCCAGAUGUUUCUGAGUCCUGUUACACAUAUUUUGCUGUCCAGAUGUUUCAGAUUCUGGGUCCUGAUAUCCAGAUUCUUCAGGUGUUUCAUGUUACAAUGUGUCACAUUCUAGACCCAGAAUUUCUUAGUCCUGGUACAGAAGUUUCAGACUGGAUCCAGAUGUUUCAGAUUACUUGAUGUUUGUGCCUCACUCCCUGAAUUUAAGAGUUUAAAUCUCCAGAUUUUUUCCAGAUUCUGGAUCCAGAUGUGUGUUUUAACCUCUGGAUCCAGACCCAGAGUCGUCCUGAUCCAGAUGUGUCCUCUGCUCCUCCUCCUCCUCCUCCUCCUCAGUGCCUUGCUCCAGGGCGCGGUGCAGUGCCGGUCUCAUCCCGCCUGUAUUUAUUGUGUAAUUUAUAAACCGUGACACUGUUCCGGCGGUAGGAGCGCCCCCUGCUGGGCCGUCGCUGUAGAUACACAGAAACCUGUGGAAGAUAAAUAAACUUCAUGUCUCCUCUGAAA